Schistocerca cancellata (South American locust) is the source of this 2015-nucleotide messenger RNA. Its product is annotated as pre-mRNA-splicing factor ISY1 homolog. Gene Ontology annotation, cellular component: Prp19 complex; post-mRNA release spliceosomal complex; catalytic step 2 spliceosome. The transcript has 7 exons. The record is from RefSeq and is a predicted model, not a curated record. Bases 133 to 1008 code for a protein of 291 amino acids. Lineage: Eukaryota; Metazoa; Arthropoda; Insecta; Orthoptera; Acrididae. Gene Ontology annotation, biological process: mRNA 3'-splice site recognition; generation of catalytic spliceosome for second transesterification step.
ACUCGUGUGUUUUCGGUGAUACACAUUGGAAGUGUUGUUGAUAUCUGGACUGAAUAUUUUACUAUUGUUUUAGCGGAAUUGUAUGACAGACAUUGAAACCUGUGCAAUAGACUCUUAUAUUACAUAAUAAUCAUGGCGAGGAAUGCGGAGAAGGCCAUGACGACGCUGGCUCGGUGGCGGGCAGCUCACGUCAACGACAUGGGAAAGGAAAAGGAACGCCGACCAUACCUAGCGUCAGAAUGUCACGAUUUAGCAAAGGCAGAAAAGUGGCGGUUGCAGAUAAUUAGAGAAAUUGCCAAGAAAGUUGCUCAAAUACAGAACGCGGGUCUUGGAGAAUUUCGGAUCCGUGACCUAAAUGAUGAAAUAAACAAACUACUUCGUGAGAAAGGCCAUUGGGAAGCACAGAUACGUGAGCUUGGUGGUCCAGAUUAUGCUAAAGUUGGACCUCGGAUGCUGGACCAUGAAGGGAAAGAAGUUCCAGGAAAUCGUGGUUACAAAUACUUUGGAGCUGCAAAGGACCUCCCUGGUGUUCGAGAAUUAUUUGAACAGGAACCUCCACCUCCGCCUCGAAAGACAAGAGCAGAAUUAAUGAAAGAUAUUGAUGCUGAUUACUAUGGUUACCGUGAUGAUGAUGAUGGAAUACUUGUGCCUCUGGAACAAGAAGAAGAACGCAAGGCUAUUCUGAGGGCAGUAGCAGAAUGGAAAUUUAGAAAAGAACACUCUCUUGAGGACCAAGGAGAUGAUGCAAAAGGACAAGAGGAAGAAGAGGACAUAUAUGCUGUUCAUCCAGAUGUGGAGUCUGAUGAAGAAGCUGAAGGACUCCACAAGGAAGAACCCUUGGUGCCCAGAUUUAUUGCACAUGUACCAGUUCCUUCACAGAAGGAAGUUGAAGCUGCACUGUUGGCUCGCAAGAAGCAAGAACUGUUGGAGAAGUAUGCCAGUACAUCAUUACUUCGAGAAGUAGAGGAGACCCGUGGUUUGGCAGCAUUCCCACCACCAGAACAAUGAUGAUUACAUUGUGUUGGAAACAAAUUCAAACAUAAUUCUUGAAUCUGCAAUAUGCACAAGGCUGAAGAUAGCCGUGGUUCUAUGUGAAGAAAAGAUUAAUGACUGGUACAAAAAAAUCUCGUUUCUGAGCUUUACGAGAAAGACAUUCAUUCCAUUGAAAAACAGAAGCUCACUGUUUCUUGUUUACACAGUUAUGCACAAUAUGUUGUUAUUUUACAUUAUGUUGUGUGUGCUGGACGUAGGCCAUGAUCAACAGUGCUUACUGGAGUCAAGUGCCAAAAAUAUGGGAGAUAUUGAAGAGUGGUGCCUUUGUCAAACCUGUGUGAUGAUGUGCUAAUCUUAGGUAUUCAUAUUAAUUCUGUUGUUGGAAGCUUAGGCUUACUUCAGUCUGUGAUACCUGGUAUGUUACUAUGGUCAUCCACUUCCUACUUUGGUAAUCACUAGAAUUUCAUCUCUGUGAGAUGUGUUGUACAUAUAUAUUAUAUAUGGGGCUAUUUGUUCUGUUGUUGAGAGAACAUACACCCACUGGUUAGUAUACUGUGUAUGUCUGCAUUGAGUCCAAAUUUCUUUUUAGUUAUUGAUAAGCUUUUUCAUUAAUGUUGAAUUUUAUUUAUGGAACUUUUGUCUGUUCAAAAGAAUUUAUUAUCUUUAUUUCACAAUGUUCAUGAUUUGCAGAAAGUUAUAAUGAAAAAUUAUUUAUUGCUUUGGAUUAUUGAGUUUUGUAUCACUUGAGGAUAUUUUGUUUGUUUCAGUUGCUCAUGACAGAAUCACAUUAAAUACACUUGUUAGUAAUGCUAACUUUCCUUGUGCCCAUAUGUGAGAACUGCUUCAGUGGUCCUUAACUCUAGAGUGGGUGAAACAGUUUUCAUAAUAUGAGCCGGACGCAUAACAUAUUUCAUACACCUGUAAGGGUAGCUGUUUUUAUGUUACCAAGGUAAACAUCUAUGAGAAAAAUCACAAUUUAAUCUUAGUGUAAUUAAACAACAAUAAAAAAACUUUAAGUUAGA